This is a messenger RNA of Cutaneotrichosporon oleaginosum, 1857 nucleotides long. The record is from RefSeq and is a predicted model, not a curated record. Lineage: Eukaryota; Fungi; Basidiomycota; Tremellomycetes; Trichosporonales; Trichosporonaceae.
CUCGCUAUCAACCGCCACAUGCUGCAGCUCCAGGAACAUAUCAGCCUUCUACGACUGACAACGACGACGGUAUCGCUGGUAUCGCGUGACCUCUCUCGCCUAGGCACCCGGUGAUACGCGAGAUGGCCGUUGGGGCGAGGCGGGGCGGCCGGGAAGGGGACGAUGGAGAUAUGGAAGGGAUGGAGGGGAAGAGGAAAGAUGGAUAAGUAGUCAGGCCCGCCAGACACCUCCUCACAAGACACUAUUUUGCCACCAUGGACACAGUCGAGAAGACUAUCUCUCCUGAGGUGCACGAAGUCAAGGCGUAUCACGAGGGCGAAAGACCGCGCCACAACCCGGCCCUCGAGCGCAACUUUAGCUUCUGGAGUUGUUUGGGGCUGGCAUUCGCAAUCCUCAACUCGUGGAAUGCCAUGGCCGCGUCCAUGUCCGUCGCGCUGCCGAGCGGCGGCUCCAUCGCCAUGGUGUGGGGCCUCCCGGUUUCGGCAGUGGGCACGCUGCUUAUGGCUGUCUCGCUUGCUGAGGCCGCCCACGCAUUCCCGACCACCGGCGGCCAGUAUGACUGGACGUACUGCGUUGCGCCUGCACGCGUGCGCGUCGGCCUUUCGUUCGUGGCGGGCUGGACGGCGACGACAGGCUGGAUCGCGCUCGUCGCCGCGAACGCGAUCAUGACCUCCAACUUCGUCAUGGGCAUCAUCUACCUCCUGCACCCGGCGUUCGAGAGCGCGCCGUACCAAAUCUUCCUCCUGUAUCUCGCCAUGACGUUGCUCGCGUACCUGCUGAACACGUUUGCGGUGCGCCUGCUCCCGUGGAUCGACACAAGCGCGAUGGUAUGGAGCAUGCUCGGCAUCGUGACUGUCAUGAUCACGCUUUUGGCGUGUGCGUCCGGCACGUACCAGCCCGCGAAAGCCGUAUUCGCGACGUGGACCAACACGACGGGGUGGCCGGACGGGAUGGCGUUCAUGCUCGCCCUGCUGCAGAGCGUGUUAGGGUUCACGGCGUUCGACGCUGUGAGCCACUUGAGCGAGGAGAUGCCUCGCCCCGCGAUCAACGCACCCAAGGCCAUGGUCAUCGCAGUUCUCAUCGGCAGCGUGACCGGCUGGCUCUUCCUCGUUAUCCUCCUCCUGUGCCUCAAAGACCUGGACGCCGCGACGGGCGCGCCCACCGGCCCCCUCAUCGCAAUCUACCGCCAAGUCACGGGCUCGGACGCCGGCACAACUUGCCUCGUCAUGUUCAAUCUCCUCGCGAUGUUCUUCGCAUGCCAAGGCGCAUGCACCGUCGCCUCGCGCCUCCUCAUGACCUUUGGGCGCGACAACGGCAUGGCGGGCCUCUCGCGCUUCCUCGGCGCCGUCCACCCCCGCCUCCUCGUCCCGCAGUGGUCCGUGCUCUUCGUCUCCGUCGUCGUCGUCAUCUUCGGCCUCAUCAACCUCGGCUCCUCCGUCGCCCUCAACGCCAUCAUCUCGUCCGCCAUAGUCUUCCUCCAAGUCUCGUACUUUAUCCCCAGUCAGUUUUUCCGCUUCACAUCUCACCCAGUUUGCUGCAUGUUCCUCCGCGGCGACGCGGCGUUCGCCGACGCCCCCCGCUCUUGGUCGCUCGGCCGCUGGCGCCGCCCCGUCAACGGCCUCGCGCUCGUCUUCCUCCUCGCCACAACAGUGUGCUUCUUCUUCCCCCCCGGCGUCCCCGUCACCGGCAGCAGCAUGUCGUACGUCGUCGUCGUCUUCGCCAUCGGCAUGCUCCUCGCCCUCGGCGUGUGGCUUACGAGCGCGCGGAAAGUGUUCCACGGCCCCAGCGAGAUGGAGGCCCGCUUGAUCGAGGGCCGCAGGAUGUAGGGCGUGAGAAUGUACAUUGUCUCACAUGUUG